GAGCGCGCUCCCAAAAAAGCCGGCUCCUCGGCGUCGCUCGCUGGCACGCCCCGGCGCUCCGCGGUCCUGCCUGCCUCCUAGCGGGCGGAGUCCCUAGAAGCGGCUCUUCGAGUGGAAGGCGGGAAAAUGGCGGACUCCUCGGAGCGGGGCGCGGGGAAGCCCGCAGCCACUGGUGCCCCCAAGACAAAAGGAAGAAGAGUACAAGGAGGAAGAGUGGUUGAGUCCAGAUACCUGCAAUAUGAGAAGAAAACUAAGAAGGCUUCUGUGUCUGCUGGAGAGAAGUCACCAGAGGGAAGAAAGCCCAGCACAUUUCAGAAGAUCAAAGAAGACAGCCUGGUGAUGGGAACAGGAGGCCUGCAGUCCACCAUGCUGGAAGGGCACAGCACAGCCCUGCCCUGCCUAGACCUGUCAUCCAUCAAAGACACAAGCAUGUUUAGGACGGCUCCCCAGCUAGACAGGACAGUGUCAAAGAAAGCUGAGUCCACGUCCUGUACCACUCAGAAAAAGACACGCCUUCCCAAGAAGAGACAGGAUCUGCAAGAGACCAUGGACAUGAUGGAGUCUCAGACACUGCUGCUGACCCUGCUGUCUGUGAAGAUGGAAAACAACCUGGCUCUGCUGGAGGAGAAGGCUGAGAAAGACUUGGUGGCCUUAUGCCAUGAGAAGGAGCGUCUACAGCAGCUGGUGCUGGAGAUGCGGCGCCAGCUGCUGCUCCAGCAGAAACAUCAGGAGCUGGCUACCAUCCUGGAUGCCCAGAUGGAGGUGCUGGGCCCUCUCGAGGCUGUAGCAAAGCGCUUCAAGGAGCAAUACAAGACACUGGCCACAGCCUUGGAUGCCACUCGACAUGAGCUGCCCGUGCAGGGCAUCCACAUGCAGGGAAGUGGGCAGGAACUUCUAGAUGAUCUGGAGCCUGUCCUAAAGACCACCCUGCAGCUCCUGGGCGAGCUGGGCAUCUCCUCCCCGGACGCCAGCGGGCAGGUGCCAGAUGCCAGCAUGCAGGUGUCAUGCCUGCUGGAGGAACUCAGGGACUUGAUUACCAAGAAGGACCGAGAACUCUACAGGAUCUUUGGUUUAGCUAUGGAACUUUCCACCCAGGCCAGCAAGGAGGCUGCCCUGAUAAACCAAGAAGCCUGGGAAGAGGCCCAGGGCACCCCAGCCUGCGGCCAAUGGUACUUCGGUCCAGAGGCCACAGACAUGACCACUGCUGUAAACAAGUAGAGAAUAAAUGUCAGAACUUGAGUCUACAGUUCAUUCUAUGUGGCAUAAUCAUUCAAGUGUAAUUUAAAACAGUCUGAGACUGUGAUCGUGUAAUGAGAAACAAACAAUUUCAUAUUAAUGAGAACCCAUUUGCCAAUAAUUCUGUCAUUUGUAACUUGAAUCAGUCAUCACCCCUGCAAAUAACCCUUUCAAGACAUUAUUUGCAGGGGCUGGAGAGAUGGCUCAGAGGUUAAGAGCACUGAUUGCUCCUCCAGAGGCCCUGAGUUCAAUUCCCAGCAACCACAUGGUGGCUCACAGCCAUCUAUAAUGAAAUCUGAUGCCUUC
Microtus oregoni (creeping vole) is the source of this 1542-nucleotide messenger RNA. It is a transcript of the gene Haus8, whose product is annotated as HAUS augmin like complex subunit 8. Gene Ontology annotation, molecular function: microtubule binding. Lineage: Eukaryota; Metazoa; Chordata; Mammalia; Rodentia; Cricetidae. The transcript is spliced from 11 exons. The record is from RefSeq and is a predicted model, not a curated record. Gene Ontology annotation, cellular component: cytoplasm; centrosome; nuclear microtubule. Gene Ontology annotation, biological process: spindle assembly; centrosome cycle. The coding region runs from base 127 to 1218 and encodes 363 amino acids.